This is a messenger RNA of Neohortaea acidophila, 1575 nucleotides long. RefSeq lists its product as uncharacterized. NCBI's taxonomy places the organism in Eukaryota, Fungi, Ascomycota, Dothideomycetes, Mycosphaerellales, Teratosphaeriaceae. The coding region runs from base 157 to 1464 and encodes 435 amino acids. The record is from RefSeq and is a predicted model, not a curated record. The transcript has a single exon.
GGGAACGCGAAGUUGUGGGGAAGUGGGGCGGCCGGAAGCAGCAAGUGAACAUCACCACGCCAUGCGGUCUUGCAUGCGACAUCGUCUGAACGGAAAUAUCGUUCUCCAGCACAGCCGCAGUAAUGAACAUGACGUGGCAACAACUCACAUCUCUCAAUGAUCCGCAAGAUCCAACUGCUGGCCCACGCCGGCGCUCCAUCUGCUCGCGGCGAGGAUGAAAGAUAUCGAGCCCAGCUUCAUGGGUAUCUGGAACUCCAAGCGGCGCCUCGUCAAUCAUCGCGGGAGGUGGUGGAAGUGAGUUCUGAUAGAACUCGGGGCUCUCAGAUAGAUGCGCACCUCGCUUAUGCGCCGACCGGCGACACCACCUUCGUCGAUGAUACCCAGCUGGCAUAUCAAGAAUUAGAUAGCCAGCUGGUCACAUCCUCGUUACUUGACCUAAUCGGCAGCCCACCUGGCAAGAGGCCGAUUACAGAUCAUGGCCCGUGUUCGUCACCUAAGUCAACGGAGCUAUCCCGUUCGAGCAAGAAGCGAAAGCUUGACCUGGCCGAGCUGCAUCUUGAUCCCUUGAAGCGACCAACAGCGCUCUACGUUCCACUGCUCGAAGAUGGACAACUAGGAUUGGCUCAUAUCGGCGACCAGGCAAUGCGAAGUACGGAAAGCCGAGUGCCUGCCGGUCAUGCGGCUCUUUCUCAAGACCUUGAUGCGGAUGAGACCACUUCGGAACUGCCGACAACGUAUUCUCUCAGCGACAUGACGUCCCAGAGCUCGCGAGCUAAGCGUAAAGAAGCCGAUAAUCAAGCUGAAUAUCGCCCGAACCAGGACGGGGAACGAGAUGAAGUACCUCCUGAGAUGGGAAGUUCACAUGAGCAGCGGGCACCCGAUGAUGAAGAUAUCGCUCGGAGUACAACGAUCGACCAGAUCGACAAGCAGCGUGAGCCAUCACCACCCCAACAAGUCGGCUUGAAAUACAGCAGACAUGAUCUUCACGAUACGCUGGCAUCGCUGUCGACGAGUGUCAUGCCUCCGGAACCAGGAACUGGUCGAGAACGCUUCACCUCUCACGUUACUGAAGCCCUCCAAUCUCUCGCGGACAGCCCGACGAUUGGCCACAAGUAUGCACCUGUCUCCGUGACUCGAGCGAUCCGUCCGCUCGAACGCGGCUACUGGCUCGUCGAUUGCUCUUCUUGGCAACUAUCCGCCCAGAUUGACUUUUGGCAAUUCCUCGAACGGACUAUCCAUCGAGGCAGUCUUGGCUGGGGUGUUUGGUGCACUCGUGAAGAUGAAGGACUGGCCAACGCCGAGAAGGGCGGAUCCAUCGGAAUCAUCAAGGUCUUCUGCUGGGGCGAGAUCGUAAAGCACGUCUUCCUUUUGCUAUACGUCGCAAGCAACAGUCAGGUUAAGAAGCUUGGCUUGAGCUGGAUUGAUGCUGAAGGGACUACCGUCGUGCAGAUGCCGCGGAGAUAACCGUAUUCUCAUCACCGUAUUCUCACCACAAUUACACUUCGCCCUCUGCAUCUUGUUCCUACAAUUUGCACCCACGUGCUCUGUCUGUGUCCUUCUGAACAGGAUCUUUCG